This is a messenger RNA of Python bivittatus (Burmese python), 779 nucleotides long. RefSeq names its product apolipoprotein M (gene APOM). Lineage: Eukaryota; Metazoa; Chordata; Lepidosauria; Squamata; Pythonidae. Gene Ontology annotation, biological process: high-density lipoprotein particle assembly; high-density lipoprotein particle remodeling; cholesterol efflux. Gene Ontology annotation, cellular component: low-density lipoprotein particle; very-low-density lipoprotein particle; high-density lipoprotein particle. Gene Ontology annotation, molecular function: lipid carrier activity; phospholipid binding. The record is from RefSeq and is a predicted model, not a curated record.
UCUAGACCCUGGAGGGCUAAACAUUUAACAAGCUGGGGGCAAAGGUGAGCUGUACAAGAUGUGCCUUCAGAGACCGAUUCUCAGAGCAAGCCACUAAUAGCUCCAGCAAUGGAGGGACUGUGGACUUGUCUCCUCUACCUCUAUGGACUCAUUAUGGAUGCUGUUUCCCUCUGUGAGAAUCCAGUGAAGUUGCAUGCUAAUGAGCUGAACCGAGAACAGUAUCUUGGCAGGUGGCUCUUCAUCGCUGCCGCAGCGGCAUCCCCAUCAUCACUGGAGACGUUUGCCCACGUUGACAGCACCCUGUUUAGUAUGAAUCAGAGCGAGAGCCCAGAGAAGUUGCAUCUACGGGCUGCCAUCCGACUGAAAACAGGUCAAUGUGUUCCUAAAUCGUGGAAUUAUUUGCUUCAAGAAGAAAGUGCUGAUUUGGCUACCGAAGGUCGGCCUCAUAUGAGGACAGAAUUGUUCUCCGCCAAGUGUCCCAAUACCAUCAUUGUCCAGGAAACAGAUCAAGAUUAUCAAAGGAUCCUUUUCUACUCCCGGAUCCUUCAUCCUGCAGAAGGCUGCCUUGCUGAUUUCUGGAACAAAGCUUCCUGCCUUGACAUGAAUGAAUUCCUCCUUAUACCCAGAACUCAAGAUGCUUGUGAAUUCCAAGAAACCUGACCUCUAACUCUUGGUUUCAAAUCCAGCACGGCAGGAAUCAAUCACCCUUCGAAGCCGACUUGCCUCAUCUGCCUGGAGAAGCAGUUGCUUGUAAUCUUAAAUAAAACUUAUUUUCUAAU